GCGGCAUCAGUUGGCCACCAGCGUCGGCCGGGAGCGAUUGUCGCCGCGCACUCCGCACUCCACACACACGAAUAAUUGCGAGCGAGCGCAACAAAAAAUAAUGCUGGACUGAGCGAGAGAGAGAGCGAGAGGAGCAGAGGAAAAGAAGAGCAGAGCAGCCAUGCACUGCGUGUGUGCCCAACAGGACGACGCGGACAGGAGCUCCGGCAGCGGCAACAACGGCGGCGGCGGCGGCAUCUGGGACCUGCUGCGCUGCCGGCGGAUGCGCAAGGGACACAAGUUCACCAUGCCCAAGGGCGAGAGGAGCAUGAAGGCGGCGAUUUUGAUACAAAAAUGGUACCGGCGCUACCUGGCGCGGAUGGAGGUGCGUAGGAGAUACACGUGGACCAUUUUCCAGUCGCUCGAGUACGCCGGCGAGCAGGACGAGGUGCAGCUGUACAACUUCUUCAAGACCCUGCUGGCCAAGGCGCCCACGACCAGCGGCCCCCUCAGCGUCACCGACCCUGGCCCUCCGCCCGACUCGGACGACCCUGAGGACGGAUUCGGCCCGGUCGAGCCAGGAUACAAAGGGCCCAGGGUCGAUUUUCCGCUCACCAAGCAGGGACUCGACAUCCUACUCACUUCCUUCAGACACAAAAAGCCGCAGCGCGUGCACGCGCACUACGCGUACCACAUAAUCAGGGACGCGACGGCCAUCCUGCGCCGGCUGCCCAACCUGAACCAGGCGAGCACGGCCGUCGGCAAGCAAAUCACUAUCUGCGGAGACCUGCACGGCAAGCUGCAGGACCUGCUCGUCAUACUGCACAAGAACGGACUGCCGUGCGCGGAAAACCCGUACGUGUUCAACGGCGACUUCGUGGACCGAGGCAAACGCUCGAUGGAGGUGCUGCUGCUGCUGUGCGCUCUGCUGAUCGUCUUCCCCGGCGCCGUCUUCCUCAACCGCGGCAACCACGAAGACAGAGCCAUCAACGUCAGGUAUGGAUUCAUAAGAGAAGUUCGGACGAAAUACAGGAUGCAAUCGGAGAGGCUUUUGCACCAAAUAGAGCGGCUGUAUCGGGCUCUACCCCUCGGAACGGUGGUGGACAGCCAGGUGUUGGUGGUGCACGGCGGCAUUUCCAACAAAACCGAUUUGCGGGAAGUCUGGACCCUGGACCGAUUCAAGCUAGCAUCUCUGAUGGAUCCCCCUCAAAGCGCAAAAGACAACCCAGAUGGGACGGAAGAAGACGAUACUCCAGAAAGACGAGCGUGGAGACAGGUUUUCGACAUCCUGUGGAGCGACCCACAAGUGGCGGACGGAUGCAGCCACAACACGCUGCGCGGGGCGGGCACCUACUUUGGUCCUGACGUGACGGAAGAGUUCCUGCGGAGGCACGACCUGCGGCUGCUGGUGCGAUCUCACGAGUGCAAGCUCGAAGGCUACGAGCUGGCCCACAACAAUAAGUGCAUCACCAUUUUCUCAGCGAGCGACUACUACGAAGUUGGCUCCAACAAGGGCGCUUAUGUCAAGCUCUCUGGCAAUCCUUUGACGCCCCAGUUCGUCCAGUUCCAGGUUAGUGCGGCCAAGGCCAACAAACGGCGUCUGACGUUUCGGCAGCGGGUUGGCCUGGUGGAGCGGUCGGCGCUGAAGAGUCUGGCGGCGACCAUCGAGGCGCGGCGCAUCGUCCUGGAAGCCGAGUUCAAGAACAGGGACCCGGAGUCGAAAGGCACAAUCUCGGUGAAAGAGUGGUGCGAGGCGAUGCAAAGCGGCACCGGCUUGUCAGUGCCCUGGAGGCUGCUGAGGGACCGUGUUUUAUCGCCGGCGGCCGCCGAGGAGGCGGCCAAGACGGGCUUGAUCAAAUACAGCGAGACGUUCUGCGGGCCGGGAUCGUCUGGAUGCUACGUGACUGAGGCCCUCUACAGGGACAAAAUGGCUCUGGAGUCGCUCUUCAGCGCCCUUGACACGGACCACUCAGGCACGAUUUCAAUGACUGAGCUGAAGCAGGCGUGCUCGCUGCUGCCGAACGACGGCUCCGAGCCUGGCCAGCUGUGCACGCGGCUGGCGCGCUGUCUCGACUUCAACCAGGACGGCAGGGUCGACCUGAACGAGUUCCUGGAGGCGUUCCGCCUGGUCGAGUCGAGACGGCCGGUCGAACCGAACGAAUCGCCGGACGAGGAGGACUAGUAUUCGGCCAAGACGAGAGACUGCACCUGGAAGGUGUGGAACUUCUCGCCCAAACUGAAGAGGAAGCAGCUCGAGGAGCGCAAGUGAGACAGCCGCCACACACGGACGGACAGACUCUUGAAUGGUUUUCACCUCUGUUGCACAUUCCGUCAGAUUCAUAUAUAUUAUACAUACUCAAAAAUAUAAAUACAAAAAAUGUGUAUGCCGAAAGAUUAUUAUACACGGCAUGGCGGCUUUUUCAUAAAUGUUCAAUUUAUUGUGGUUAUAUGAGAGAGAGUUUAUUAAAAGGAACACGCCGCCGCCGCUGCCGCCGCCGCCGCGUCUCGUUGGCAAAAUGGGAACAGGCUUUUGAUAAUGUCAUGCGAUAUGAAAAUUCCGCGUUUUGAGUGUGCUUCUCCCCGGAUAAGAAUAAAUCAAAAUUCAUGUCUUCGCAGCGCUUCAGGAAACACAAAAACAAACUGCUCUGUACCUUUCCAUUUUCUGUCCAGACUAAUCAAAAUAUACACGGUGAUAUUUGCCGUGACUAACGCAAAGAAAAUGUUGUGUCGUUGCUGGGAUUUUACACAAAACUUUGCUGGCAACUGAAUGGAACUAAAAUUAAAAUACCUUAUAUGCGCAUACUUUGCGGACGUUAAAAAAAGCCAAAUUUUCGUUUAGAAAUUGUUCCUUCCCGCAAAAUAGUCGGGAAAUACACUUAUUUCGACGACUAUGGAACCAAAUGCGUGUGCUCUAUUUUUGUUUUACGUUCAACGAAAAAAUUAUAAAUUAUUUGUGAAAAGAUAUUUAUUGUAUAAUUAUUAAAAAGCAAAAAUAAAGUGGCUCGAUCAGAUAUCCA
This is a messenger RNA of Cloeon dipterum, 2996 nucleotides long. RefSeq names its product retinal degeneration C (gene rdgC). NCBI's taxonomy places the organism in Eukaryota, Metazoa, Arthropoda, Insecta, Ephemeroptera, Baetidae. The coding region runs from base 161 to 2161 and encodes 666 amino acids. Gene Ontology annotation, biological process: detection of stimulus involved in sensory perception. The record is from RefSeq and is a predicted model, not a curated record. The transcript has 15 exons. Gene Ontology annotation, molecular function: manganese ion binding; protein binding; calcium ion binding.